Guyanagaster necrorhizus is the source of this 1617-nucleotide messenger RNA. RefSeq lists its product as uncharacterized. The transcript has 5 exons. Bases 171 to 1433 code for a protein of 420 amino acids. Lineage: Eukaryota; Fungi; Basidiomycota; Agaricomycetes; Agaricales; Physalacriaceae. The record is from RefSeq and is a predicted model, not a curated record.
GGUCUUGCAACUUGAAGCUUCCGAAAUGGAGUUUUUGCGUCGGACUAGUUGUAUUUUACUGAUGUUAAUAUAAUAGUGAACUAUUAGACCUACACACUCACUGCAGCCAUGGUGUUCUCACAUUACUCUGCUCCAGGAUAAUUCACGUCGGCGCGUCAUUGCGACUAUGCAUGACGGCGCGCGUAGAUAGAUAUAGAUACAAAAGUUCCUCCACUUCCGAUGUUCACUGUCCCCCGCCCGAAUGCCAUACGACCAACACGUGUAAUUACUACUACGUUCAAUGGAAGGCAAAGUUACUUAGGGAGCGUGCCGGAGAUUACCGACAGGUUCGAUCCUUGGCGGAAACAAAAUUUCCUCCUUUCGCCUCCCUUUCAUGUUCCUCGCUUUCGACCUCUAUGGUGCAGGCAGGUGCCUCUCUUCUUCUCUUUUUCGCAACCCUCCUUGCCAUCCUGCUUCCUUCGCUGCACUUCCUUCGGCUGACGUGGUCCUCCACACCACGACUUGGGCGAGGCAUUAGCUGUUUCCUCCUCCUCCACUCGAUAUUCCUCGCAUACUCUAUCAUCCUUCUGCCACCGCCAAAUAUCUUUACGGCGCUAAGGGUACCGCUGUCUAUGCCGGCGGACUCAAUCCGGAGUCUCUUGUUGAAGAACUCGGACGAGCGAGAGCUUCCGAGAGCUAUAGAGCAGCUACUAGGGAGAAUGGGCUCCUUUGAGACGAGAACUUUAUAUGUUCGAUUUGGCCACGACGUCGUAGCCAGUUGCGAAUACUGUCAUUCAUACGGCGAUUUUGCCUUGUUUGCUCUUGCAACUUCGAUUCUUUCUUAUAUAUGCGAGAUUGCGAUUGUCGGGGUCGUGACGAUUAGAGGGACGCAUAGAGAACGACAUCGAACACUAGGCGUUGUUGCGCUGAUAUGUGCCGCUGUCAUGGAAGGGUACUGUAAAAUGACGCGUAGCAUUCAAAUACCCAAUGAUCCUGAUGCCACUUCUGUCUUCAUGUGGCACGACAACUUGCUUCUCCUUCGAAGAAUCGUCUUCCUGCUUCUCCCUGUGAUAAUACAUCUUGCCCUGCCGCCUUCUCCUCCAUCUUCUCCUACCCAGACGCGUACAGCGACGACUCUCCAAGGACUCGUUACCAAAUUGCACCUACUGAAAUAUACGCGCGGUGCCAUCGCGCGAACACCAUCGCUGCGGGCGGCCUCUCAGGAAUGGUGGUCCCGCGAGCAUGAUGAAGGCGAAUGGGUGAGAAACGACAGGGCGACGCAGGAUAUGGCUGAGAAACUUGGGCUGGGGUUUAACGAGGCCGAGGCGGAGGAGGACAAGGAGGAGGGAAAGUUGCGGACGAGUGCCAAGGCUGCGGUCAAGGGAUUGAUGAAUGGGUUUGUCCCGAGCGAUUAUUGGGCUGUCCCUUCGACGUCGACGAAUCGGGCACGAUGAUGUAGUAGUAAGUAUUAUUCAAUAAUGACGGGCAUUUACAGCCGAGAGUGGGAUUUCAAGGCCUGAAUCUGGUGGUGCAGAAAUCAAGCUGUGAUGUUUCAGAAAAACAUACAAGGAGAUGUGCAAUGCAAUGUGUAACGCUGAGAUCUAUCACGGUUGUGAUUCACAUCCAAGUUUCGACAAG